This is a messenger RNA of Uranotaenia lowii, 1161 nucleotides long. RefSeq lists its product as uncharacterized. NCBI's taxonomy places the organism in Eukaryota, Metazoa, Arthropoda, Insecta, Diptera, Culicidae. The transcript has 5 exons. Gene Ontology annotation, molecular function: odorant binding. The record is from RefSeq and is a predicted model, not a curated record. Bases 1 to 1128 code for a protein of 375 amino acids.
AUGAAAAGCAGGGGAUGUCCAACUUCAACACCCGGUCGACUGUUGAAUCACACCCUGUCCCAGAAGUUGAAUCUCAGGGACACCUGCUCAAGCAAACAAAUCGAUGUUCUGGUGUGGCCAUCCCAUCCGGUUGAUUUUCGUCAUGAUAUGGCCAAUUCAAUCCCCGAAAAAACGGACUUCUUAGAUGAACCGGAGAAACGUUCGGAGAUCCUUCGAGAUUUCGAACUUGUAGAUGCAUUGAAUGAAAAUGUGAAUGCUGCGGUAGACUCAUGUGUGGUUGAGGCUGAAAAACUUGAAAAUGUAACGCAACGAUCGAAUAGCUUCUUCUCAUGUAUGGUAUACAGUUCUGUGGCUGAACAAUUUAAAAUGGCAUUCAAUUACCGGGAGCUAAGAUCCGGAAACUACUCGUUCACAAUCGAUCAAAAUCGGUUCAAUAAGGACGAGGUUUUAAAGAGAAUCAAGGUUCUGGAUGAAUCCAUGUGCGGACCAGACAAUUGUGAAAUUAACGGAACAAACCAAACGGAACAGAUUGAAACGCUUUUUGCAAACCAAAACGAUAUCAAGCUUUGUGAUCAAUUUCUAACAAAAUCGUUGAAAGCGAACCUAACUGAGUUGAGAUCGUUCAAAAUUUUCACAGUAAAAGAAUACUAUGGUUUAGGCAAGUAUCAAGAUAUGAAAAUAUUGGACGAGAAUGAGAUGAUUCAAAUAGAAGAUGUUGAGCCAUCGGAAAAUUUGACAGUUGCUGAGAUAGAACUAAACACCGUUAAAGAGGAAGAUGAAUCGCCCCAAACAGGAGACAAUAAACCGUAUCGCAUUAUUCUGAAUCGGGACAUGGACAAAUACAUUCACUGUAUUUUCCGAGGGAUUGGAUACAUUGACGCGAACGGAGAUAUUUCGGUGACAAAGCUGCAGGAACAUUUUUCGGAAGUUAAUCAGCUGAACAAUCGUAACAUCCAAAAUAUGUUUGACUGUGCCGCAAAAACCAAGCUCCACUGUCAUCAUUUGAGAUCCAACCAAUUCUAUACUUGCAUGCUUUCCUCCUCAACUUCAGAGGCAUUCCAAACUGUGUUUCAAUCUCGAGGAGUUUUUACCGAAGUUGAAUCUAAGCCUCGGCUAUUGGAAAACUAGAAAAACUUAAUCUGCUGUCAAAGUAGAAGAACA